Molecule: messenger RNA, 714 nt
Organism: Symbiodinium necroappetens
Lineage: Eukaryota; Dinophyceae; Suessiales; Symbiodiniaceae
Source: the annotation of a GenBank genome assembly
AUGGCGUUCUACAUCGCCCUGGACAGCCCCGUGGUGCUGGCGACCACCCUGCUGUGCUUGCUGGUCUACCUCCACACACGGAUGGAGCCCUCCGCCUUGAGCCGCUACUAUGCCUGGCUCCCUUGGCGGGCAACUUCCCUGUCCAGCCCUCUUACUGCCUGGCGGCUUUUCAGCCAUUCCCUCGGCCAUGGAGGCUGGGACCACCUCCAGCACAAUCUCAUGCUGCUCUGCUUAGUGGGGCCGCCUUGUGAGCGGCACUAUGGCUCCACGGCCGUAUUCCGUGUGCUUAUCUGCUGCAGCGUGGCGGUGGCCAUCAGCCACUGGACUCUUGGCCCGCGCAACGCGCAGAUCUUCGGCCUAUCCGGAAAUGUCUUUGCGCUGAUCACUCUGAAUGGCUUCGCUGGGUUCACUGGUGGCCGCAAGGCCGUGCCUGCCACGGCUCUGCUGACCAUGGUGUUGUGGCUUGCAGGUGAGAUCGGUCCGCUUCUCCAUGGAAAAGCAGAUGGCAUCUCGCAUGCUUCGCAUCUGGUGGGUGCCCUCUUCGGCAGCUACUGUGGCUACGCAGUAGGCCAAGUGCCGUCGCGCCGCAGCGCGUUCCAGGAGUGGCUGGAAUGCCUCGGCUGGGGACGGCGAAGCACGAGAGCAUCCGCCUCGUCUUUCCGGAGCCUGACGCAAGAUUUCGGCCUCUGGCUCCAGGGGAAAUCGAAACGGUAA